AUCGAGCACAGCGAUCAGCUGAGCAAAAGAAAACAAAGUUCAAAACUUCGUUUAUUUGAACAUUGCAAAAAAGACAUUUCAUGCAACCAGAAAAUCAGUAACCUUGUAAAUACAGAUGGCGAUCCACGCUCAAGAUCGUGCUUACAGAUUUGUGUUGCUGUUUUUUAACUGUUUGCUUACAUUUGGAUCAUACUUUUGCUUUGAUAUGCCAAGUGUGCUUCAGGACACAUUUACAGGCACUGUACACACACAAAAAAAUUGUACAGAUGCAAAUUCCACAACAAAUGUAAGCAUAUGUAAUGUAACUUGUGAUGACUGUCUUGGAAUGUCAGAUGAUAGUUACAAUCUUCUAUAUGCAAUUUAUGCUUGGACGAAUGCUUUUGUGGUGAUAGGAGCUGGAUUCCUCAUUGACAAGUUAGGCAACAGAAUUGGUUUGUUCCUGUUUUCAUUCCUGGUUGUGCUGGGAUCCAGCACAUUUGCUGUUGGUGCCAUGUUGAAGGGAACCAAAGCUAUGCUGCCUGUAAUGUUGUUAGGACGACUCCUGUUUGGAUCAGGAAAUGGGUCUAUGACAAUUGUCCAGAAUCGUUUGACAGCCUACUGGUUCAGGAAUAAAGAAUUGGCUCUUGCAUUCGGUAUAACUCUGGCCUUUUCUCGACUGGGCAGUGUUCUAAACUUCUUUCUCACAAAGAAUUUUGAAGGCACAUAUGGACUGAAUUGGACUCUCUGGGGAGGAGCUAUGUUAUGUGGUCUAGGAUUUGUGUCGGCAAUUAUUGUCAGCUUCCUAGAUAUUUACGGUGUAAAACAACUUGGUGAUGCUGAUAAUCUUAGAACAGAGUCCAAAAAAGUGAGGGUGACAGAUGUACGUUAUUUCUCCGUCUCAUAUUGGCUCCUGGCUUUGACAAUCAUGUUCUUUUAUAAUGGUGUGUUCCCAUUUGUAGCUGAUUCAAGAAAAAUUCUUUUGAAAGAGUAUGGAUUUAGGGGACCCGACGUACCCGAUGUAAUAGGUAUGAGAGGAUACCUGGCUAUAGGAUGUGCAGUAUUUACUAUCCCAGUAUUUGGUUUGCUGGCAUUUACUCAUGUUUAUCCACUUGUACCAACACUCUGGCUUGGUGUCACAUACAGUAUAGCUGCAGCAAGCAUGUGGCCAUCCAUUCCACUGGUAGUCAGUCAAGCAACUAUAGGUACAGCAAUGGGUCUUACUACAUCAAUACAGAUGAUUGGUAUCGGAAUAUCUAAUCUGGUUGUAGGCCAGAUUCUUGGCAAAAAUCAGGGAUUAUCAGAUGAGCUGACUUUAGAGAGAUGGAAAUAUGUGAUGAUAUUUUUACUAGCUAAUACACUCGCAUGUGUUUUGACAUCACUAUUCCUCAACAUCAAUGAUAAAAGAAAGGGUGGAAUAUUAAACUUGAGCAGGAAAGACAAGUUACGUGCCGAGAGCCUAAUAGGAUCAGUUUCAGAGUCAGGAAAAUCUAGUGACACCAGUGAUGAUGAAAAUGAGCCUCUACUGAGAAAUAGAAAGAGAAUCAAUUAACACUAGAACAACUUUUUUUGUUUUUUGACAAAUAUAUUUUACAAGUCAUAUAUAGUUUAAGGCAAAUAUAAUUUGCUGCCUUUCAAUUAAUGUUCACUUUUAAUUGUCUGUUUUUUUAAAAAAAAAUUUUUAAGCCAAAUAAACAGCAUAAAAAUCAACAAAUAAACUCUCUUCUCCUAUACUGCAGUAGAGUAUUUAAUGUUUAAUUCAUGACUUUGUAAUUAUGAAAAUGUCCUGUUACUUUUUGUUUUGUUUGUCUGACAUUUACGCUGAAAAUCAGCAUGAAAAACAAGACUAUUUAAUGUGUUAAAUUAAGUUAUAGCUACAUGUACAUAUGAAAUGGUCUAUAUGACCUGCUUUUUUUUCUAGGAUUGUUACUGCUACUUGUACAUAUUUGUGCAUUAAAAUUUAAAUGUAUUGGUUCAACAAAAAUUUAAGUGUAUUGGUUCAACAAAAAUUGUCCAAACACAUCAUGUACUUCAAUUGAAGUGUCUGUUGCCCAGUAAAGUUUGGGUAUUAUCAUAACAUGUCUGCAGUAUUGUAUUAUUAUACCUUUCAUAAAUGUGUUCCAUCUUAAGUGUGGGCAAACUUUAAGUUAUUAUUAUUCAUGAUAAUGACAGCGAGAAUUUUUAUGAUAGUCAAUAGGCUAAAAAUUAGCAGCUGACUAUCAACAGUUUUCAUAAGAAUACAUGUAAAAGUUUUGGCACAUUAUGCCUCAGAAAACAAAUAAAUAUUUCAUUCUCUAGAAAAGGCAAACAUGAGUUUUAUAGCAUUUAAAUAAUGGUUUAAGAGCAUGUUAGAUAGAGGAUAUUUUGCGCCACGAGUGAAAUAUGAACUUUUGGUGUUCACAAGGUGAAAUAUAUUUUGACCUUACACUAAACUAAACAAAGUUUCUUUUUAUUAUAUGCAAAGAAACUUUUUAAAAAGACAUUAAACCUAAUACUGAAUGAAAAGCGUGCCAAAUAAUAAUACAGCAUGACGUCAUUUACAACGUGACAUCAUUAAGUUGAUUCCCAGUACUGUGCAUGCUGAUAUUUCACUGAAACAAUGUAAAGGGCUUAAAUUCAAAACUGUGAAAUUAUCAAAUUGAUAAUUUCACUUUUUAAAACAGCUAAAUUUCCAGUUUUAUAUCACUGAUAUAUCUCUAUAAACCACUGAGAAGCAUGUAAUAAAUGUUUAUCAUCUGAAGAAAGUAACAUUUAUAAUGAUAAAUGAAAUUAUUUGUCAGAAAAGUAGAAAAAUGUAAACAAAUUAUUAUUUUGACUUCCAUACAAAAUACUCAAUCAACGUAAUGGUACAUAUCAAAAAGCUACAGAGGCAAAAAAUUGAUAAGGUGUCAAUUUGAGUAAUUAUGUGGAAAUCAUAUCAGAACGCCUAAUAUAAAUUUCUUUUGAGAAAUAAAAAUAAAAGCAUUUCUUGGGUAUUUGGCUUUUAAACAAUAUGAUUUUGUUUCUUGAUGGAAUUUACCAGUAUGUUUUAAUAAAGUGCAGUAUUAUAUAAGAACGAGAUCACAGUACUUGGACCUUGUAGCAUUAUAGUGACCUCCCAGUCAGAUCCAAACAUUGAAGGGGCCUUAGCCUGUGUCUCAAGUCCAUUUUGCUCUAGUCCGUUAAUUGUUUGGGGGCUGACUGAUGUCACUACAAUUCUAUUAAGCCCUCAGUGCUAUGUACUUAUGUUAUCAUAUAUAACAUUUUGUUAUUAAAAUUUAAUUAUAUAUUUUUUGUUGUACAAAAUUAAUGAGAUUAUAUUGUGUACUUUGAACAAAUUUAAGAAUGUGAAUUAAUUUACUUGUAAUAAAUUUUUGUAUAUACAUAUUGAUAUCAAAUAGUGUUUACAAAAUGUACAUACUUUUAUGUGAAAAAACUGUAAGUAAAAUUUUAAAUUUUUAGAUAUUUGAUAUAUUUGGUAUGAUUUAGUUUCUUUUAAUUACCUAAUACUUGUACUAGUAUAUAUAAUUGUUGGUCUGUAGUAAUUAUGGACUAUAUCCCAGAAAAUCUCAUUUUAAAAUACUUUCAAUUUUGAAAUAUUUAAACAGUCUCAAUAGGGAAUGAAAAUAUAAGAAAAAAUUAAUAUGAGGUGAGAUAUGUUUCAUAUUUAAUCGAAACAAACUAAUUUUUCUUAUGCCAUGUUUUAUUUUUUUUCCCCAUAAAACUAGUCACUUGUAACUGACAUUGGCGGAAAAUGACGAUUUAUGAUGUCCUCUUUGAUGUUAUGAAAAUAUUCAUAUUUUUUCUAUUUCUUUCAAUGUU
Messenger RNA from Ruditapes philippinarum (Manila clam), 3777 nucleotides. Its product is annotated as major facilitator superfamily domain-containing protein 1-like. Gene Ontology annotation, molecular function: transmembrane transporter activity. Bases 116 to 1528 code for a protein of 470 amino acids. The transcript is spliced from 14 exons. Gene Ontology annotation, biological process: transmembrane transport. The record is from RefSeq and is a predicted model, not a curated record. NCBI's taxonomy places the organism in Eukaryota, Metazoa, Mollusca, Bivalvia, Venerida, Veneridae.